Messenger RNA from Lodderomyces jiufengensis, 1698 nucleotides. RefSeq names its product mRNA triphosphatase. Gene Ontology annotation, molecular function: polynucleotide 5'-phosphatase activity. The record is from RefSeq and is a predicted model, not a curated record. The transcript has a single exon. NCBI's taxonomy places the organism in Eukaryota, Fungi, Ascomycota, Pichiomycetes, Serinales, Debaryomycetaceae. Gene Ontology annotation, cellular component: mRNA capping enzyme complex. Gene Ontology annotation, biological process: 7-methylguanosine mRNA capping; polynucleotide 5' dephosphorylation. The coding region runs from base 1 to 1698 and encodes 565 amino acids.
AUGAACGUUGGUUCGAUAUUAAAUGACGAUCCACCACAGAAUCCAAAUGAAUCUCAUCAAUCCAUUUCACCACAAACUUCAAAUAUUACUCAAUCUCCUCAAAUAAAUCAAUCACAACCACAACCCCAACCAGUACAACAACCUCAUCAUACAAAUGUAUCAUCAGUACCAAUAUCAUCAUCAAAUCGAUCAUCAACUCAAUCAGUACAUCAAAGACAUUCAAUAACGAGUAUGUUGAACGAUGCAGCACAAGAUGAAUCACCAGCAGAAAAAUCAACACAAGUACAAAAUGAUAAUUCAUUUAGAAAACCAAGUAUUUCUAGUAAUAGUAAUUUUAAUUCGCCAAAUAUAUCAAGUCGACCAUUACCUACACAUUAUGGAAGUGGGAAUUCAAGUUCUAUGUCUAGUCCUAUGACAUCAAAAAGAAAUAGUAUAGCGAAUAUAACAAAUCCAGAACCUGAACCUGAAUCAAAAUCUUCAGAUGUUGAACUUAAAAAAUCUAAUGGUCAUCAAUCAUUACCACUACCACCACAUCAAGAAUCACAACAAACUCAAGAAGAAAUACUACCAAAAAUUGAAAAGAAAAAAUCAAUAAUAGAGACAGAUGAUGAUGAUUUAACUAAAAUACAGAGGAUAAAAAAAUCAAAUAAACCUAAAAGAUACGAUUCACCACCUAUAUGGGCUCAAAAAUGGAUACCACCUAAUCAGCAAAACAAAUAUAAUAGUAAUGGACAAGAUGAAAUAAUAGACAAUGGAGAGUCAAUUACAAGAUUAUCUUCAAAAUCUGUAUUAAAUUAUAAUUCUACAAGAUAUGUUGAUUUGAAAUGUAGUAUAACGGGAGUGAUACCGCCAAGUUCAAUCAUAAGAACAAUAUCAGAAUGGAUAUAUGCCAAUUUUUCAAAUAUAGAAGACAAGAAUAGGAAAAAUGUUGAAUUAGAAUUAAAAUUUGGUAAGAUUAUUGAUAAAAGAACAGGUAAUAGAGUCAAUGCAAAUGUUAUAACUGAAUGUAUAUAUACUGAUCAAUCAAAUAUUAAAUUUGAUAUGGAAGUUGAAGAAAUUGCAUUUAAAGAUAUAAGAAAAUUAUUUGAUGAAUUAGAAAAAAUUCAUCAAGAAGAACUUAAAAGAAAUGGAAAUCAAGAACAUUUAAAAAAAAAAUUUAAUAUGUUAGAAAGUGAUAAAACUGAUUCAUUUUAUCAAAUUGGUCAAAAAGGUGAACAUUUAAGAAGAAUUAGAAUUUCAAAAGAUAAUUUAUUAGAUCCACCAAGAUAUAUAGCAAUACAAAAGGAAAGAAUUGGAGAUUUAUAUAUUCAUAAUCCUCAAUCAAUGUAUGAUUUAAGAUUAUCAUUAUCAUUAGAAAUUCCAGUACCAGAAGGUAAUAUAGAAUCAAUAAGAACUAAAAAUCAACCCCAAUUAUCUCGUGAAAAAAAACGAACUUCUUUUACUCAUCCAUCAACAAUAACUCAAUUUGAUUUAACAAAAGUUAUGAUACCAAAAGAAUUUAAAAAUAAAUCAGGUAAAAAAAUUAUAAAUUAUGAAACAAAAUAUGAAGUUGAAAUGGAAGCUGAUACUUUAGAAUUAUUUCAAAGUAUUGAUAAAAUUAUUUCUGGUACUGAUACUUUUAGAUUAGAAGAAUUAGUUGAAGUAUUUUUAAAUAAUGCAAGGAUCAUUAAUAAUAGAGUAACUAAAUUAGCAUUAUAA